Helianthus annuus (common sunflower) is the source of this 931-nucleotide messenger RNA. RefSeq names its product DNA-directed RNA polymerase II subunit RPB7. The record is from RefSeq and is a predicted model, not a curated record. Gene Ontology annotation, biological process: positive regulation of translational initiation; transcription initiation at RNA polymerase II promoter; DNA-templated transcription. NCBI's taxonomy places the organism in Eukaryota, Viridiplantae, Streptophyta, Magnoliopsida, Asterales, Asteraceae. Gene Ontology annotation, molecular function: single-stranded DNA binding; single-stranded RNA binding; translation initiation factor binding. Bases 199 to 732 code for a protein of 177 amino acids. Gene Ontology annotation, cellular component: P-body; RNA polymerase II, core complex. The transcript is spliced from 7 exons.
GGGUUGUGAUAGUGGAGUUAAGGAUGGUCGGGGUAACCCUAAAAAACAGAACGGGGAUCAACGCUAUUCUCCUCUUCUUCUUGUUCGCUACUUAACAUAGAAUUUAUGAAUCUUUGACAUCCUCUCUGCUGAAAGAGACGGGUGCUUCUGUUUCUCGAAGGGGCUUUUGAUUUACCUUUUAACGCAGUUUUAGGGAAAAUGUUUUUCCACAUUGUUCUGGAGCGAAACAUGCAGCUUCACCCUCGCCAUUUCGGCCGUGACCUUCGCGAAAAGCUUGUUUCAAAGCUUAUGAAAGAUGUAGAGGGCACUUGCAGUGGCCGGCACGGGUUUGUUGUGGCCAUAACAGGCAUAGAGAAUGUUGGAAAAGGGCUUAUUCGAGAUGGCACGGGUUUUGUAACUUUUCCCGUCAAGUAUCAGUGUGUUGUAUUUCGACCAUUUAAAGGAGAGAUCUUAGAAGCUGUCGUCUCCAUGGUUAAUAAGAUGGGUUUCUUUGCUGAAGCUGGGCCUGUUCAAAUCUUUGUGUCAAACCAUUUGAUACCCGAUGACAUGGAGUUUCAGUCGGGGGAUAUGCCUAAUUACACAACUUCAGAUGGAUCUGUGAAAAUUCAAAAGGAUAGCGAGGUGCGGUUGAAGAUCAUUGGGACUCGAGUCGAUGCCACUGAAAUUUUCUGCAUUGGGACUAUUAAAGAUGACUUCUUGGGUGUGAUUAGUGAUCCCGGUACAACUUCUUAAUGCAUGUUACUUCUCAAGCCUUGUAGCCUUAGUACAACUUUUUAAUGCAUGUGUAACUUUUGAUCUCAAUAGUGCAUUCUAAAAAUGAAAAAUCAUGUAUGUACUGCUAUUAUUAUAUUAGCCUUGUUGCACUAACAUUUGUGGGUUUUAUGUACUGUAGACUAAUAGUAGUAUUAGAUGCACCUCUGAUUUUCAGCUA